AUGAGGAUACCGGAACCCAUUGUGUUCAGAAAGCUUAUUCCCGCUAGGGUAACGAUGACUGUAACGCCUUUCGCUUUGGAUAUUUGCAUCGUAUUGGCUGGUGUGAGCUGCCUGUCCUCAGUCUGGGAAGAGGAGACCGGUAAUGCGUUGGGUGUUGGUGCCGAUGAGUCUUCAUCGUCUGUUCCAUGGAAUGCAGGUCGUGGAAUUGAGGUGAUGGGAUUAAGAAGUUCGUGCGAGGGCUCUUGGUUUGACAAUGUGUUUGUCACUGAUUUUGCAGUCUGUCCCUGCCGACACAGGCUCUUUGAGACAUUUCCAAUCAUUGUGGCAUCAGCUGGUAGUAUUGGUGUUUAA
Molecule: messenger RNA, 351 nt
Organism: Pochonia chlamydosporia 170
Lineage: Eukaryota; Fungi; Ascomycota; Sordariomycetes; Hypocreales; Clavicipitaceae
Product: efflux pump protein
Exons: 1
Coding region: 1-351 (116 amino acids)
Source: RefSeq, a predicted model, not a curated record